CUACAUGUUCAACCUGUGUGUUGUGAACCCCUUUUGCUAAUUAAAUUCCAAAAGAGUGUGACAAUAUAUUACUCUUCUUUGGAUUUGUUGUGUAUAUAUUUGUUGGAGAGUUCGUUAAAGGGAAAGUGCCAAGAAGAGAGUUUUGCUGAAAAAAAAAAAUAGAAGUGUGUGUGCUAAAGUGUUUAGUGGGAAAAUAAGACUAAAUAAUUGCUUCAUACGAGAAAUUAUGUUUUAUGGUGUUUGGGUGUAUUUGGCCAAUAAUUGCUAGAAAAAUUAUGCUGAAGCGUCGUGCAAGCAAACGAUUUGUUCUUGCUGAAAGUGGUGAACCUAGUACUUGGGACACGACAACGGACAAUGUGGAAGUGGCCAUGCCGAUUGGGAUUGAUAUCAAAAUCGGAGGUGGAUCAGAAUCUGAGGAUCCACCGAUUAAAGUUGAGGAUCCAGCACCACCAAUUGAUUCUCAACUCCUCAAAGUUAAUUCACUCAAUACGGGAAUAAAACCAAGUAUGUCCCAUGGGACGGGUCUAGGACAGGAUCGGUACCAGGAGAGGGACUUUGUACUGGCAACUCCUGAGGAAUUUGUGAAGAAAUUUGGUGGCAAUCGUGUCAUCAAUAAGGUGUUGAUCGCCAACAAUGGAAUUGCCGCUGUAAAAUGCAUGCGCUCAAUCAGACGUUGGUCUUAUGAGAUGUUCAAGAAUGAGCGUGCGGUAAAAUUCGUGGUGAUGGUAACACCGGAAGAUCUGAAAGCCAAUGCUGAGUACAUCAAAAUGGCUGAUCUCUAUGUCCCAGUUACUGGGGGAUCCAAUAACAAUAACUACGCCAAUGUCGAGUUGAUUCUUGAUAUUGCUGUGCGGACGCAGGUUCAGGCAGUUUGGGCUGGUUGGGGUCAUGCCUCUGAAAAUCCUAAAUUGCCUGAGUUGCUGCACAAGAAGGGUUUGGUGUUUUUGGGGCCGCCGGAACGUGCUAUGUGGGCAUUGGGUGAUAAAGUGGCGUCAUCAAUUGUCGCCCAGACAGCUGACAUUCCAACCCUGCCAUGGUCAGGGUCUGAGCUGAAGGCUCAGUACAGUGGGAAGAAGAUUAAGAUAUCGAGUGAAUUAUUUGGUCGGGGAUGUGUCACGAGUCCGGAUCAGGGUUUGCAGGCUGCUGCAAAAAUUGGCUUUCCCGUAAUGAUUAAGGCAUCGGAAGGAGGUGGAGGUAAGGGUAUCCGUAGGGUGGAUACUCCAGAUGAAUUUCCAGCUUUGUUUAGGCAAGUUCAGGCUGAAGUUCCUGGUUCUCCUAUAUUUGUGAUGAAACUGGCUAGGGGAGCGAGGCAUUUGGAGGUGCAGUUGUUGGCAGAUCAAUAUGGGAAUGCCAUAAGUUUAUUCGGUAGAGAUUGUUCCAUUCAGCGUCGUCAUCAAAAGAUCAUUGAAGAGGCUCCGGCUAUUGUGGCGCAACCCGAAGUGUUUGAGGACAUGGAAAAGGCAGCUGUACGUUUGGCUAAGAUGGUGGGGUAUGUUAGUGCAGGAACGGUUGAGUAUCUCUAUGAUCCAGAGGGUCAGUACUUCUUCCUGGAGUUGAAUCCACGUCUUCAGGUUGAGCAUCCCUGUACGGAAAUGGUGGCUGAUGUUAACCUGCCUGCAUGCCAACUACAAAUCGGAAUGGGUAUUCCACUGUAUCGAAUCAAGGAUAUUCGACUACUGUAUGGAGAAUCUCCAUGGGGAGCUUCGGUUAUCGACUUUGAAAAUCCGAGUAAGAAGCCAAGACCCUGGGGUCAUGUCAUCGCUGCUAGAAUCACCUCCGAAAAUCCAGAUGAAGGUUUCAAGCCUAGUUCCGGAACUGUGCAGGAGCUCAAUUUCCGAUCGAGUAAGAACGUUUGGGGAUACUUCAGUGUUGCUGCUUCGGGAGGUUUGCAUGAGUUUGCGGAUUCACAGUUCGGUCAUUGCUUCUCUUGGGGAGAAAAUCGUCAGCAGGCUAGGGAGAAUUUGGUGAUAGCUCUCAAAGAGCUGUCCAUUCGUGGUGAUUUCCGGACGACUGUUGAAUACCUGAUAACUUUGCUAGAGACCAAUCGCUUCUUGGAUAACACGAUCGAUACAGCUUGGUUGGAUGCUUUGAUUGCCGAAAGGGUUCAAGCUGAAAAGCCUGAUAUUCUUCUAGGAGUCAUUUGCGGAGCUCUGCACAUUGCAGAUCGUCAAAUAACUGACGCAUUUACUACGUUCCAGACGGCCUUGGAGAAAGGUCAGAUUCAGGCAGCCAAUACGCUAACGAAUGUCGUUGAUGUUGAGUUGAUUUCUGAGAGUAUAAGGUACAAAGUUCAGGCAGCUAAAAGUGGACCCAAUACAUAUUUUCUGGUUAUGAAUGGAUCGUUCAAGGAAGUUGAGAUCCAUAGACUCUCAGACGGAGGGAUGCUGUUGUCCUUGGAAGGUGCUAGUUACACGACGUAUAUGAAGGAAGAAGUUGACCGUUAUCGUAUUGUCAUUGGCAAUCAAACUUGUGUGUUUGAAAAAGAGAAUGAUCCAUCACUUCUCAGAAGUCCUUCAGCUGGAAAGUUGAUUAAUCUUCUUGUUGAAGAUGGAGCCCAUGUUAACAAGGGUCAACCAUAUGCAGAAAUUGAAGUCAUGAAGAUGGUGAUGACGCUUACGUCGCAGGAAGCUGGGACAGUGUCCUUUGUAAGGCGCCCUGGUGCUGUUCUCGAUGCAGGAUCACUCCUUGGGCAUCUUGAACUCGAUGAUCCAAGUCUGGUGACCAAAGCACAACCCUUUAGGAGUCCAUUCCCACAUGUCGAAAAUGCCAACAUUCCCGAGAAGCUUAAUCGCGUUCACAGUGGCUACAAGUCCAUCCUGGAGAAUUCUUUAGCCGGCUACUGCCUUCCAGAUCCCUACAAUGCUCCAAGACUCAGAGAAAUUAUCGAGAAGUUUAUGCAGAGUCUCAGGGAUCCAUCACUUCCAUUGCUUGAACUUCAGGAAGUUAUAGCGUCUAUUUCCGGAAGGAUUCCCAUUGUCGUUGAGAAGAAGAUCAGGAAACUGAUGACGCUCUAUGAGAGGAAUAUUACGAGUGUUCUGGCUCAGUUUCCUUCUCAGCAAAUUGCCAGUGUUAUCGAUACGCAUGCAGCAACUCUGCAAAAACGUGCAGAUCGGGAUGUUUUCUUCCUGACAACCCAAGGAAUUGUACAACUUGUACAGAGAUAUCGAAAUGGGAUAAGGGGUAGGAUGAAGGCAGCUGUUCAUGAACUUCUCAGGCAAUACUAUGCCGUAGAGUCUCAGUUUCAACAUGGACACUACGAUAAAUGCGUUGCUGGAGUUAGGGAAAGGCAUAAGGAUGAUAUGACUCAGGUUGUCAGUACCAUAUUCUCCCAUAGUCAGGUUGCAAAGAAGAAUCUCCUGGUCACAUUGCUUAUUGAUCAUCUGUGGGCUAAUGAACCUGGCCUUACUGAUGAACUCGCAGCGACACUAAGUGAACUAACAUCACUCAAUCGAGCAGAACAUUCCAGGGUGGCUCUGAGGGCUCGUCAAGUUCUCAUUGCUGCCCAUCAGCCUGCUUAUGAGCUACGGCACAAUCAGAUGGAGUCAAUCUUCCUGUCGGCUGUCGAUAUGUAUGGACAUGAUUUCCAUCCUGAGAAUCUCCAGCGUCUCAUCCUCUCAGAGACUUCCAUUUUUGAUAUUCUCCAUGAUUUCUUCUAUCACUCAAACCGAGCUGUCUGCAAUGCUGCCUUAGAAGUCUACGUCCGACGUGCCUACACCUCUUAUGAGUUGACUUGCCUGCAGCACCUAGAACUGUCUGGGGAGGUACCCCUAGUUCACUUCCAGUUCCUUCUGCCGACAUCCCAUCCCAAUCGUGUUCCACACGACAACGGUGAACUCGAAGUUCCCAUAAGGACAGGAUGUAUGGCAGCCUUUGACUCCUUUGAACAUUUUCAAGAGUACUCCGAUGAGAUCCUAGAUCUCCUUGAGGACUUUGCCUCACCAGCUUUUGUCAGCACAAAAGUUUUGGAUGCAGUUGAAGCAGCUGACUCGGUGUCAGAUGGUCGACAUAGUACCUCCAUCAAUGUUUCUAUAUCAGAUCCAGUUACCCGUAUUGGCAGUGAUAUGGAUUCCAACCAAUCUAUGGAACCUAUUCACAUUUUAAGUGUUGCUGUCAAGGGACUUGGAGAUAUGGAUGACCUGCAGAUGUCAGAAAUGUUUGGGGGCUUCAUGACACUCCAUCGGGAAGAGUUGUUGUCACGCCGAGUGCGUAGGAUUACUUUUGCAGCUUUGAAGAAGCGUCAGUUUCCUAAAUUCUUCACCUACAGAGCUAGGGACUUCUUCAAAGAAGAUCGUAUCUAUCGCCAUUUGGAACCAGCCUGUGCCUUCCAACUGGAGCUCAAUAGGAUGCGAACAUACGACUUGGAAGCUCUACCUACUGCCAAUCAAAAAAUGCACCUCUACCUCGGUCGGGCUAAGGUUGCCAAGGGCCAGGAAGUCACCGACUACCGUUUCUUCAUUCGAUCUAUCAUCAGACAUUCGGAUUUGAUAACUAAGGAGGCAUCAUUUGAAUAUCUUCAAAAUGAAGGAGAACGGGUUCUCUUAGAGGCAAUGGACGAACUUGAAGUAGCAUUUUCGCAUCCGCAAGCAAAGCGAACGGAUUGCAAUCAUAUCUUCCUCAAUUUCGUGCCUACUGUUAUCAUGGAUCCAUCGAAGAUUGAGGAGUCUGUGACGAAGAUGGUGAUGAGAUACGGACCGAGAUUGUGGAAGUUACGAGUUCUCCAGGCUGAACUGAAAAUGGUUAUUCGGCAAACGCCACAAUCACCAACCACUGCCCUUCGUUUAUGCAUUGCCAAUGAUUCUGGAUAUUUCCUGGAUCUCAGUUUAUACAUUGAAGUUACAGAUGCCGAAACCGGAGUGAUCAAGUUCCAGAGCACCGGUCCUAAGCAAGGUCCCCUACAUGGUUUAGCUAUUUCAACGCCCUACUUGACCAAAGAUUUCCUCCAGCAGAAGCGUUUCCAGGCUCAAUCUAAUGGUACGACGUAUGUCUAUGACAUUCCCGAUAUGUUCAGACAAAUGGCUGAGCGUCUCUGGAAGGAGUACCUCAAGGCACGCCCUAGUGUUGACUUGCACAUUCCGGAGAAGGUUCUUUUGGAUUGUGUAGAGUUGGUUCUAAAUGGGGAUGUUCUUGAGGAAGUUCAGAGACUUCCAGGAGAAAAUGAAUGUGGUAUGGUUGCCUGGCGUAUGGUCAUCUGUACACCUGAAUAUCCUAAAGGUAGAGAGAUGAUCCUCAUCGCCAAUGACUUGACAUAUUUUGUUGGGUCAUUUGGAGUAAAGGAAGAUCUGCUGUUCAACGAGGCAUCAGUGUUGGCGAGAAAGCGAAAGAUUCCUAGGAUUUACAUAUCAUGCAACAGUGGAGCCCGAAUUGGUCUAGCUGAAGAAGUUAAAGCUCUGUUUAAGAUUGCCUGGGAAGAUCCAGAUGAGCCAGAUAGAGGUUUUAAGUAUCUCUAUCUGACAACAGAGGAUUACAGUAAGCUAACCAGUCAGAACUCAGUUAGGGCUAUCCUGAUUGAGGAUGAGGGUGAGCCUAGGUACAAAAUAACUGAUAUUAUUGGGAAGGAGGAUGCCAUUGGUGUUGAAAAUUUGAGAUAUGCCGGUAUGAUUGCUGGAGAGACAUCCAGGGCUUAUGAGGAGAUUGUGACGAUAUCAAUGGUAUCUUGCCGUGCCAUUGGUAUUGGAUCGUAUCUCCUGCGUUUGGGUCAGAGAGUUAUUCAGAUUGAUAAUUCUCACAUUAUCCUUACGGGAUAUGCUGCUCUCAAUAAGUUGCUGGGUAGGAUGGUGUAUGCUUCGAAUAAUCAACUUGGUGGAGUUCAGAUUAUGUACAACAAUGGGGUUUCGCACAAAACUGAAGCUGUGGACCUCGAUGGAGUUUAUCGAGUACUCCAUUGGCUCUCAUACAUUCCCGCCUACAAAGGCUGCGAAUUGCCCAUGACAGUACCCAGUGAUCCCGUUGAUCGGGAUGUGGGAUUCUUCCCUACCAAAGUCCCAUAUGAUCCGCGCUGGCUUCUCGCUGGUCGUCCCAAUCCCAGCAAUCCGGGUGAGUGGGAAUGUGGAUUCUUUGACAAAGAUUCCUGGUCUGAGAUCAUGGAACCUUGGGCUCAGACCGUAGUGACGGGUCGAGCGAGACUCGGUGGAGUGCCCGUGGGGGUGAUUGCUGUUGAAACAAGGACAGUUGAAGUGACAAUGCCCGCAGAUCCUGCCAAUAUGGAUUCUGAGGCGAAAACUCUCCAGCAAGCUGGACAAGUUUGGUAUCCAGAUUCAUCGUACAAGACGGCACAAGCAAUAAAGGACUUUGGUCGGGAAGAAUUGCCAUUGAUCAUCUUUGCCAAUUGGAGAGGAUUCUCAGGGGGCAUGAAGGAUAUGUACGAGCAAAUUGUAAAGUUUGGAGCGUACAUUGUGGAUGGUUUGAGGGAAUAUACUCAACCUGUGCUGGUUUACUUGCCACCAAAUGCCGAAUUGAGAGGUGGAGCCUGGGCUGUCUUGGAUCCCACCAUCAAUCCACGCUACAUCGAAUGCUAUGCCGAUCCUGAAUCUCGUGGAGGGGUUCUUGAGCCCGAGGGCAUCGUUGAAGUCAAAUUCAGGGAUAAGGAUAUCAUAAAAACCAUUCAGAGAGUUGAUCCUGUGAUUCUUGACCUCCGGAAGCAGAUUGCAAGUUUAGGAGAUAGCAAGGAGAAAGUCCAAGAGUUGGAGGUGAAGAUUAAGGAUCGCAUGAGUUCCUUGAUGCAUGUUUAUCAUACAGUUGCCGUUCACUUUGCCGAUCUGCACGAUACGCCUGAGAGGAUGCUGGAAAAGGGAUGUAUCAGUGAAGUUGUACCCUGGAGGGGGUCCAGAAAAUAUCUGUACUGGCGUUUGAGGAGACUUCUGCUUGAGGAUCAGUUUGUAAAGAAGAUCCUCGAUGCGCAGGAGAGUCUGUCAGUUGGUCAGGCUCAAUCAAUGCUGAGAAGGUGGUUUGUUGAGGAUUUGGGAGCUACUGAGGCAUAUCUCUGGGAUAGGAAUGAGGAUGUGGUUGAGUGGCUCGAACGUCAACGUGCUGAGGAUUCCACAAUGUCCAGAAAUAUUAAGUCCGUGAAGAAAGAUGCGAUUAUUUCUCAAAUCCAAAAAGCUUUAGAGGAAUGUCCGGAAGUGGCUCUGGAUGCAGUUAUUGGUCUCUGCCAGGCUCUCUCGCCAGCCAAUCGUGUAGAAGUGGUCAGGACACUAACUCAAUUGGAGUUUGCUGAGAAGGAUUCCGCUUCCUCAAAUUUGGGAUGAUGCACGCCAAAAUGAACAAUGCAUUUAGCUUCUUUUUCCUAAAUUAUUCUCUCAUCGACUCUCUUCCCUCAAUGUGUCUGCUGUGUGGUGAAUCACACAAAAAUUUACCCAGAAAAUUUGUCCAUUUGGGGGCGGAGUCUCUAAUUUUUUUGUUGCGCAAAAUGCUUUAAGCUCUAGUUUGGAUCGUCGUGGAAUGCAAUAUAUUUUGUACAUGAAGGACUGCACUGCACGUCCUGGGGGUAUUUUCAUUGACAUCAUGCUGUAAUAAGUAAUUGUAAUUUUCAUUGUAAAAUUUAGGAAGAGUAAAAAUAGUUUCACUAAAAUUA
Molecule: messenger RNA, 7570 nt
Organism: Phlebotomus papatasi
Lineage: Eukaryota; Metazoa; Arthropoda; Insecta; Diptera; Psychodidae
Gene: ACC
Product: acetyl-CoA carboxylase
Exons: 8
Coding region: 234-7244 (2336 amino acids)
Biological process (GO): fatty acid biosynthetic process
Molecular function (GO): ATP binding; acetyl-CoA carboxylase activity; metal ion binding
Source: RefSeq, a predicted model, not a curated record